UCCCGGCUCCGCCGCCCACGGACGGAGUCGGAGGGGAGGAGGGAAGGGGGCGCCCGAACCCGCUCCUCGCCCACGGGCGUCCGGCUCACGCGGCGUCCCGGCGCCCCACGGACAGGGACCCCCGCGGCGCGGAGACCCCCCACAGCCCCUCCUCUCGGCUGGAGGUCCCGUCAGUUAGCGCGGCAGCCAAUGGGCGCUCAGUCGUCACUCGGCGACGGCACUCCCGCCCUCCCCGGCGGAAGCGGAAGCGGAACCGGCCGGAGCUGCCGCGGCGGGAAGGAUGAAGCCGGCGGCGGGAAGGACGAAACCGGCUCCGGGGCGGCGCUGGCGCCUCGUCGGGGCUCUGCUGCUGCUGCCGCCGCUGCUGGGGAGCGCAGAGAUCAUCUCGCUCCAGGACGGGCAGAUGUGCAACCACACGGCUUCUCAGCACUUCUGCUACACCAACACGCGUGGCCCGCGGUGGCACGAUGUCUGGACGAGGAUGCAGAUCCGAGUGAACAGCAGCCGGAUGAUCCGAGUCACCCAGGUGAGCAGCGAGGAGCAGCUCGGCGAGGCUGGCGUGUGGAACACCGUUGUCUCCUUCCUGAAGGAGAAGCUGAACGACACCAGCAUCGAUGUGGAUCUGUACAGCAACAAAACCUGCCUGAAGGUCGAACUGCUGGAGGACGGCACCACGUACUGCGUUGUCCUCUUCAGACGCUUUGACCCUAAGCUGUUCCUGGUUUUCUUCCUGGGUCUGCUGUUGUUCUUCUGUGGGGACACGCUGAGCAGGAGCCGAGCCUUCUACUAUGGGUCUGGGAUAACUUUUGGUGUGCUGGCCUCACUGCUCAUCCUCAUCUACGUGGUGUCCAAGGUCAUGCCCAAGAAAAGCCCUGUGUACUUCCUGCUGGUAGGAGGCUGGUCUUUCUCACUGUACCUGCUUCAGCUGAUCUUCAAGAACCUCCAGAAGAUCUGCAAGUCCUACUGGCAGUACCUCCUAGGCUACCUGCUGCUCGCAGGCUUGGUGAGCUUCGGCGUGUGCUACGUGUACGGCCCCCUGGAGAACCAGCGCAGCAUCCGCCUCCUCUCCUGGGGCCUGCAGCUCCUGGGGCUGCUGCUCAUGUACUCGGGCAUCCAGAUCCACUCUGCUGCCCUGGCCAUGCUGCUCGUCGCCAUCUGCACCAAGAACAUCGAGUUCAUGAUGUACUGGGCCUGUGCUGCCCACAGGAGGCUGAGGAGAGUGUGGGCUGAGCCGAGCCCCCGUCGCCUGCUGACCGAGGAGGAAUAUCGAGUGCAGGGUGAGGUGGAGACACGCAGGGCCCUGGAGGAGCUUCGGAAGCGCUGCCAAAGCCCAGAGUUCGAUGCCUGGGCCACAAUCAGCCGCAUCCGUUCUCCUGAGAGGUUUGCUGACUUUGUGUGUGGUGCCUCUCACCUCACCCCCAAAGAGGUGAUUGCCCACGAGCAGGAGUACGGCCUGGGCGGCAGCUUCCUCGAGGAGCAGCUCUUCGAGGAGAUCUCCAGCGACUGGAGCGACACGAGUGACAGCCCCACGGGACACUGACCCUGCUCAGCUGCCCCUGACUCACAGAAGCACCGAGCCCCUGAGGGCUGGGGAAGAGCUGCCACGUCUGCUCCCAGCACCAUCCAUCCCACCCGAGCUGGGCUGCUGUGAGCUCUGUGACAGAGCCCUCUGGCAGGACCAGGGGGCUGCGACACCCCCAGUGCCCCCAGGCAGCUCUUGCCAGGCUGAGGGACCAAAGCUUUUGUCAGCACGGCCCUGGGUGCUGGCAGGACAGACACAGGGAGCUGGUCCUGCCCAGGGAGCGCAGGGCAGGCGAGGUGCAGGAUGCUGGUCCUGGCCCAAGGUGGGCGGGAGCCUCUCUGGCUUUUGGUGCAGGUGCCUGUGAGCUGCCAGGGCUGAAUCGUGGGGGCAGGGAGCCCCUUCCCUGGGUGCUCAGCAUCUGCCCAGUGUCAGGCUGCUUGGGGAGUGGGCAGAGGGUAACCCCCUGUUCCUCCUGCUGUUACCAAAGAUGCCAGAGGUGUCCAGCUCCUCAGGCUGUGCCUCUGCCUUGGCUUCAAUCCCCUUUGGAUACCAAAUGCUGGAGCUCUUGGGGAUGAGCAGGGGGUGGGGUGGCUCUGGGGGUCUGUGCCCUGGCAGCUCACUCAGCCUUGCCAAAGCACAAAGCUGCAGGGAAGCCCCAGUUAUGCAACUCUUGAAGCAACUGAGCUGCCCUGGGGCUGCUCUGCUGCUCCUGGGCUCCCCCAGCCCUCACCCUGCUGGGGCUUUUGCUGUGGGUUUGUUUCCCUUGCAGGUUUCACUCCCCUGGCUGUUGCUGCCUUCUCCUGCCUGUGUGGCUGCUGAGCAGCCUCUGGGUCUGUGUUCUUCCAUCCCCUCUCUUUGUUAAAGACUUUAUUUUUAAUAAAGGUGUAUUUUGUAGGUAA
Colius striatus (speckled mousebird) is the source of this 2421-nucleotide messenger RNA. RefSeq names its product nuclear envelope integral membrane protein 1 (gene NEMP1). Bases 281 to 1540 code for a protein of 419 amino acids. The transcript has 10 exons. The record is from RefSeq and is a predicted model, not a curated record. Gene Ontology annotation, cellular component: nuclear envelope. NCBI's taxonomy places the organism in Eukaryota, Metazoa, Chordata, Aves, Coliiformes, Coliidae.